Molecule: messenger RNA, 3423 nt
Organism: Octodon degus (degu)
Lineage: Eukaryota; Metazoa; Chordata; Mammalia; Rodentia; Octodontidae
Gene: Adamts4
Product: ADAM metallopeptidase with thrombospondin type 1 motif 4
Exons: 9
Coding region: 326-2845 (839 amino acids)
Biological process (GO): extracellular matrix organization; proteolysis
Cellular component (GO): extracellular matrix
Molecular function (GO): metalloendopeptidase activity
Source: RefSeq, a predicted model, not a curated record
GAGAGACAGAGGAGAGGCUGGGACAAAGGCACAACGGAAGGAGGCAGAGGCAGGGCAAACACCGAGACGCAGCCAGAGUCCUACCGAGAGAGAAGCUUUGGGCAGGAGAAAGACAGGGCAGGGCACAGGAGGAGAGUUUGGAGAAGCGACCCCUGAGCGGCUCACUUAAUUAGAAGGGUUAAGUUUUCUCCGUCUCCCGUGAAGGUCCUCAUUCCCUCUGAAAACUGCCUGUGGCCUAGCGCGAGGGAGCCCUAAGCUUUAGACAGGAGCUUUCUGUAGCUAGGGUGUAGAGGACCUGGUCCCUGCCAGCAGCAGCCCCUGUGCCAUGUCCCUUGCAGGCUCACAUCCCGGGAGGGGCCUGGCCAGGCGCGAGCCGCGGAAAGUCCAACCCCGCCUGCUGCCCCCCGCGGCACCUCUCUUAGGGCUGCUGCUGCUGGUCUCCCUCCUGCCUUCAGCCCGGCCGGCCAGCCCCCUCCCCCGGGAGGAGGAGAUCGUGUUUCCCGAGAAGCUCAACGGCAGCGUCCUGCCUGGUUCGGACGCCCCGGCCAGACUCUUAUAUCGCUUGCCGGCCUUUGGGGAGACGCUGCUGCUGGAGCUGGAGCAGGAUCCCGGCGUGCGGGUCGAGGGACUCACUGUGCAGUACUUAGGCCAGGCGCCUGAGCUGCUGAGCGGAGUGGAGCGGGGCACCUACCUGACCGGCACCAUCAAUGGAGAUCCGGAGUCGGUGGCAUCCCUGCACUGGGACGGGGGAGCCCUAUUAGGGGUGUUGCAGUACCGAGGGGCUGAGCUCCACCUCCAGCCCCUGGAAGGGGGCACCCUUAACUCUGCUGGGGGGCCAGGAGCUCAUAUCCUUCGCCGGAAGAGUCCUGUCAGCGACCAGGGUCCCAUGUGCAAUGUCAAGGCUCCUCCUAGGAGUCCCCAUCCCAGCCCCCGAAGAGCCAAGCGCUUUGCUUCACUGAGUAGAUUUGUGGAGACCCUGGUGGUGGCCGAUGACAAGAUGGCAGCAUUCCACGGAGCAGGACUGAAGCACUACCUGCUGACAGUUAUGGCAGCAGCCGCCAAGGCCUUCAAGCACCCAAGCAUCCGCAACCCUGUCAGCUUAGUGGUGACACGACUGGUGAUUCUGGGGUCAGGCCAGGAGGGGCCCCAGGUGGGGCCCAGUGCCGCCCAGACAUUACGCAGCUUUUGUGCCUGGCAGCAGGGCCUCAACACCCCCGAGGACUCGGACCCUGACCACUUUGACACUGCCAUUCUGUUUACCCGUCAGGACCUGUGUGGGGUCUCCACUUGUGACACCCUGGGUAUGGCCGAUGUGGGUACUGUGUGUGACCCAGCUCGGAGUUGUGCUGUGGUGGAGGACGAUGGGCUCCAGUCAGCCUUCACUGCUGCACAUGAGCUAGGCCACGUCUUCAACAUGCUUCAUGACAACUCCAAGCCAUGCAGCAGUCUGAAUGUACAAGGAAGCAAGUCCCACCAUGUCAUGGCCCCCGUGAUGGCACACGUGGACCCUGAGGAGCCCUGGUCCCCCUGCAGUGCCCAAUUCAUCACGGACUUCCUGGACAAUGGCUAUGGACACUGUCUCUUAGACAAGCCAGAGGCUCCCCUGAGUCUGCCUGUGACUUUUCCUGGCAAGGACUAUGACGCAGACCGCCAGUGCCAGCUGACCUUUGGGCCUGACUCGCACCACUGUCCACAGCUGCCACCACCCUGUGCUGCUCUCUGGUGCUCUGGCCACCUCAAUGGCCAUGCCAUGUGCCAAACCAAGCACUCACCUUGGGCCGACGGCACCCCCUGUGGGCCCACACAGGCCUGCAUGGGCGGUCGCUGCCUCCAUGUGGACCAGCUCAAAGACUUCAAUGUUCCACAGGCUGGUGGCUGGGGUCCUUGGGGCCCAUGGGGCGACUGCUCUCGGAGCUGUGGGAGUGGUGUCCAGUUCUCUUCCCGGGAUUGCACAAAGCCUGUCCCCCGGAAUGGUGGAAAGUACUGUGAAGGCCGUCGCACUCGCUUCCGCUCCUGCAACACUCAGAAUUGUCCAACUGGCUCAGCAUUGACCUUCCGUGAGGAGCAGUGUGCUGCCUUCAACCAUCAUAAUGACCUCUUAAAGAACUUCCCAGGACCUAUGGACUGGGUUCCUCGCUAUGCCGGUGUGGCCCCCCGGGACCAGUGCAAACUCACCUGCCAGGCCCAGGCCCUGGGCUACUACUAUGUGCUGAAACCACGGGUAGUAGAUGGGACUCCCUGUUCUCCAGACAGUUCCUCAGUCUGUGUCCAGGGCCGCUGCAUCCAUGCUGGCUGUGACCGCGUUAUUGGCUCCAAAAAGAAGUUCGACAAGUGCAUGGUGUGCGGCGGGGAUGGCUCUGGCUGCAGCAAGCAGUCCGGCUCCUUCAAAAAAUUCAGAUGUGGUACUGCCUGGGGCGGUCAGCUUGCACUACAGCGGGGCCACUGCAGCCUCAGAGACCCUGUCAGGCCAUGGGCCACUGGCCCAGCCCUUGACGCUACAAGCCCUGGUGGCUGGCCACCCACAGAAUGUUCGCCUUCGGUACAGCUUCUUUGUGCCCCAGCCAGUCCCUUCCACACCACGCCCGCCUCCGCAGGACUGGCUACACCGCCGGGCACAGAUUCUGGAAAUCCUCCGGCGGCGCCCCUGGGUGGGCAGGAAAUAACCUCACCAUCCCGGCAGCCCUUUCUGGGAGCCGGGGCCUCGGACUCAGCUGGGAAAAUGAGGGGGCUUCUGCUGCCGCCUCAUGCUAAGACACAGCGGGGAGGGACUGUGGGUGUGGCCCACCCUCCUCUCUGGCCUGCUGUGCAGGCUGGCCUUGCCCCUGUCUCCUGCCCUGGGGGAUAGGGAUGGGUUAGUGCAGGAAAGGGGCUAGGAGACAGUCUCCUCUUCCCUACUGGCCACAGGUGGCAAGGGGAAGGCAGGGUGAGUCCUGGGCCCCGAUUGUAUUUAUUAAGUAUUUAUUCACUUUCAUUUAGCACCAGGGAAGGGGACAAAGACUACAGACCUGGGGAAACUGACCUCCUCAUAGCACUUGCCCUGGCUCGGCAAUCCAGGGUGUCAAUGAUAAGUGUAAGUGGUGUGUGUGUGCGUGCGUGCGCGCGUGCAUGCGUUUGUGUGUGUGUGUGUGUGUGUGUGUGUGCUUAUGUAUGAGGUACAACCUGCCCUGCUUUCCUCUCUCUGAAUUUAAUUUGCUGGGAGAGGAAAGGCCAAGGGUAGGCUAGGCCUUCAGGGAGUGACAGAUGAUCAUAUUUGUAAGAUGUAUGUUGAAUUCUGCUAUUUAUGUGCUCCUUUUGAGUCAAAUAUGGAUUGCAUCUCGGCUCCAUGACUCUGAGCAUUGGUUUUCUAAUUUUCCAAUAAUAAUACCUCCUUAGAGAUUCAUUGUUGUGUGGAUUAAAUAAUGUAAAUAAAGAACUAGCACAAUG